Danio rerio (zebrafish) is the source of this 9030-nucleotide messenger RNA. NCBI's taxonomy places the organism in Eukaryota, Metazoa, Chordata, Actinopteri, Cypriniformes, Danionidae. The record is from RefSeq and is a predicted model, not a curated record.
UAACAUUCUGUAGUGCAUCUAGUUGUUGCCCAGCAGGCACACAACAUCAUAAGAUUAGGUUAGACUUAGGUUGUGAUGUCAGGUGACAAAAAUUCAAUGUCCAGCCAACGUCUAAGGACCAAGUUAUUUUUAUGUCCAAUAAUGAAGUCAAAUGACGCUGAUAUUUAGUCGUUUUUAGGUGGUUAGAAAGUGACCAAAAUCCAAAGUCAAGCCAACAUCUUAAACCAGCAUCAUAUUGACAUAAGAUACUGGCAUUUAUUAAUCAGGUAUAGCAACCAAAAUCCAACAUCUGAUUUACGUCAUAGGGGUAACAUCCACACAUCGCCAAGCUGUAACAUUAUUAGAUGUUGAUAUUUGGUUGAUUUUGGAUAUUUACGUCAGCCUGACUUUCAGAGUUUUGACGUCAACACGAUUUUAAUUUCCAAAUAAAUUGUAACAUCCCUAUGCAUUAAGAUAAAAGGUCAAUCUGACGCCAUGUUGACGUCUUGUGCCUGCUGGGUGUUUAAGGCCAUUUUGGUCAACAUACAGUAAACAUCCGUUAUCUUCCCAUCAGUGACAUGCCUCUAAACAGUCUCUGGGUCAAUGCGAUUAAAGACUUUGGACAUCUUCUUGGACACUUUUAAUGCUUGCAAACAGUUUGUUGCAAUUCUAAAUCGCCCAUGUCUUGGGGUAUUUCAUUAUGAUGCGAUUUACCUUCUAUGUGCGAUUUGGACAGGAAUCACAGGACUGUUUUUUUCCAAUCCCCAUAGACAAAAAAAAAAAAAAAAAAUUGUAGUGACUGCAAGUUGAGGGACAGUAGUGUAGUAAAAGUACCGAUACUGCACUAAAAAUGUACUCAAUGGAAUGUAAACGUUCACAAUUCCUGAGAAAACUACUCACAGUAAUUUGAGUAUUUGCAAUGUUACUUUACACCACUGCUUAUUUCUAAUCCAAAUAUCUAAAAAGAUAUUAAAUUAAGACACAUUAUUAGUAAAAAGAAGUUUGUUAUCAAAUGUAGGAUGACAAAAUGUAAUCUAAAAGGAUGAUUUUUUUCGUACCCCAUUGGCACAUUUUUAAAGGAAAAACAUACUUAAUUUUGACCUAUUAAAUCUGUAAACACUCUUUUUUUCUUGUAUAAAAAUGCUUCUCAAUAGGAUACUUUUUAGACGUUUGGACUAGACCGCUCCAUGUAAGAAAACAACUUUUUGUACUGCAUUUAAUUCUUUAAUCAGACAAAAAGGGUCUUAUUUUCAUUAAUCAAGGUGUGUCCCAAAGUGUUCUAAUAUGUAUUUGUGACGUUUGAACCGCAUUGUCUUUUCUCAGAAUGUUUAGUGCAUAAUUGGUUAUAUUAAAGGUGUGAACGCUCGUUAUGAACCGUCUCCACCUAGAACAACCUGGGUGGUUGUGCCUACGCCUUGUACAGGUAGUUGUGUCCCAACGGGUAUGACUCAUUUGUGUGCAUAGUUUAGUUUUUUUUCCUAUUUCUUUUGAUUUUCUCCAAUCAAUCAGGAAUUAGGGAGAGGUUUAUUAUUGUUAUGUCACCCAGCCUCCAUGAAGAACAAGCAGUGAUGCUGUACCGAGGCAUGUGUUUGUACCUUAAACCUGUUUUUCCGCUCUGGAAAUGUAUUACUUGCUGCAGCGAGAGUUUCAUGAACAGUAUGAAGAGGACAGAGGUAAACACGGACUCAUCCAGUGGAAACAUCCAGUCAUUAGCAUGACAUUUUAUUACUAGACAUUGAACAAGGACAUAAAAGCUCAUAGGAUACAAGAUGAUCAUGGGAUAAUCUGGUACCUCUGCGAUUGCGCAGCUUUAAAACAGAGGGUGUGGUUAAUAAGGUUUCAGUUCUGGAGGCUUUCGUGUAAAUAUAUAUACUGGUGAAAUGGCUCUUUACCAAAGAAGCCUCUCUGACAGCCUGCUGCUUGAAGAUAAUGUCUCUGGAGAGUACACAGACCUGCACUUUCUUGAAGGGGAAGAUAUUGUUGGUGCCAGUGAUCAGCUUGAGCUAAAAAGGAAUAAACAAAAGAAGAAUGAAGCUGUGGACAUUUUGAAGUUGAUUAAUAAUGACAAGGAGUUCUCAAAGCAUGGAUUAAAAUCCAGCAGAAGUUUGGAAAAUCUGGAUAUGAAAGCUCCAGUUGAGGUGUGGAAAGAUUCAUAUGACAGACUUUACAAUGCUAAAGUCAAGAGAUUUCUAAAAGGAAGUCAAGUUGCAAAGGAUAAAAGGCAUAGCAAACAUGGCAGUGGUCAAGAGACAACUGAAACACUUGACCGCAAAAGCAAGGUAAACAUUGCAACUUUGCUUCAGAAUGCAGAUCGGAUGUGUCUCGCACCAUCUGAAACAGAAUUUGAUGAGAAAACAAGGUCAUCCAUUAGCCAUUAUGAUCCCAGGGAUUCUACAGGUGACUUGAUGAGAGCAAAGCUCAAAACCAACACUGCAAGAGAUUUUUCAUCACUUCAAUCCAAAGUGAACCUGACCAAUGUUGAGCAUGAAAUAAACCUACGGGGUGGAACAUAUACAGACUUAGAAAAAGAUGUUGGUUUUAAUACACCAGAUCGUACUUUCUCUCAUGGUCAAGUAUCUCCUGUGAUGCACCUCACAAAAGGACAUUUUAAGACCCCCAAAGCAGUGCUUAAUUCCCCUGAUAUGAAUAUGGAUGUACCAUCAGAUAAUGUCGAGAAAUCAAAAUUUAAACUGCCAAAAUUUAGCUUCUCUGGAAACAACAAUCCAGACAUCAAAUAUGAUGCAAGUAUGAAGGGGUCACCAGCCGAAGUAGCUGCAGGACUAAAUGGCCCUAACAUAAAAAUUGAUGGCCCAAAGGUUGAUUACAAAAGUUUGAAAACAGACUUGGACAUGGAUAUGCCAUCUGGAAAACCAAAAGCUGCUCUCUCAGGGCCCAAGAUGAUGACAUCUGAAAUGGAUGUGUCAACUUCAAAGUUUAAUGCAGACUGUAAUUCACCUGACAUUAAAAUUAGAGGUCAAAAACCAGGCAUGGAUGUUGAUUUACCUAAAGGUAAUAUUAAAGCUUCAAAUUUAAACCCCCCCAAUCUUGACUUGAAUGCAUCUGAUCUUAUUGUAAAGGCUCCUUCAGGACCUAACCUUAAAAUAAAGUCUUCAGACCUGAAUUUCAAAAAUUCCAAUGUUAAUGAGGGAAUUAAUGACCCUGGUAUGGAUCUGACUCUACCUCAUGCUGAUCUGAAAAACCCAAAUGACUUUGGCCUCACAGGCCCCAAAAUACAAACACCUAAUUAUGACCUAAAGACCCCUGAAAUGGAUCUUUCAACUCCCAAGCUAAAGACCGGAUUAGAUUCAACAGAUAUCAACAUUAAAUGUCAGAAACCUGAUAUCACAGACACAAAUAUUGAUUUAUCCAAGGGUAAAAUCACAGUACCAAAUUUAAAAACACCCAGUCAUGACUUCAAUGCACAUGAUUUGGACAUCAAUGCCCCUUCAGGUAAAAUAAAAAUGCCCAAAUUAAAGAUCUUUGGUAACAAGCCAGAAGGAUCCAGUCUUAAAAUCAAGUCUUCAGAUCUGAAUCUCAAAACCCCCAAAAUUAAGGGUGGAAUUGAUACGCCAGAACUCAAUCUAACUCAGCCUCAAACUGAUUUAAAAGCCCCUAACAUGGAUAUCAAAUCACCUGAUGCCUCAAAACUAAAGAUGCCUAGGCCACAUAUGAAUGUUGAUGCGAACAUUGAACAGCAUGACCUUGAUCUGAGUGCAUUAACACCCAAACUUAAUGCAGGUAUAAAAAGCCCUCAUAUUGACAUUAAUGGACCGAUUGCUGAUAUCAAGGGUCCAAAAACAGAUCUUACACUACCGAACAUGGACAUGCCUUUAGAAAAAAAGAAAAUGCCCACUUUCAAAAUGCCUGAUUUUGGUCUUUCAGCACCCAAUAUAAGAACACUUGAUGCUGAUCUGAAGACCCCUCAAAUGAAUCUGUCUGCUCCAAAGUUUAAGGGAGACUUUAAUUCCCCAGAUCUCAGCAUUAGUGGUCAUAAGCCAGAUAUAACAGCACCAGACAUGAAUGUGGAUUUCUCAAAAGGUAAAAUUAAAGGAACAAAUCUCAAGAAUCCAAAUUUUGACAUGGAUACACCAGAUUUUAAGAUGAAUUCCCCUUCAAGUAAACUGAAGCUGCAAAAAUUUGGCAUCUCAGGUAGCAAGAAAAAAGGACCUGAUCUUAAAAUCAAAUCUCCAAACUUGAAUAUCAAAAGCCCCAAAAUGAAGGGAGGAAUUGACACCCCAGACAUGGAUCCGACUCUGCCUCAAGUGAAUUUAAAAGCUCCCAACCUAGAUCUCAAAUCUCCUGAUAUUGAUCUUAAGGACCCAUCAGGUAAAUUUAAAAUGCCCAGUUUAGGUCUUUCAGGUUUAAAAGAGCCACAUAUAAAUGUGGAUGCUGGCAUAGAUCAGCCGGACCUAAAUGUGAGUCCAUUAACUCCUAAGCUAAAUGCUGGGAUAAAUGGUCCAGAUAUUGAUAUUCAUGGACCGCAUGCUGAUUUCAAAGGUCUGAAAACAGAUCUUAAACUUCCUGACAUGGACAUGCCAUCUGGAAAAAAGAAAAUGCCCAAUUUCAAAAUGCCUAGUUUUGGUCUAACCGGGCCCAAAUUGAAAACACCCGAUUAUGAUUUGAAGCACCCUGACAUGGAUCUUUCCCCUCCAAAGUUUAAGGCAGACGUUGAUUCCCCAGACAUAAACCUUGGUCAUAACAUUGAUGUCACAGCUCCAAACUUGAAUGUUGACUUACCAAAAGGUAAAAUUAAAGGGCCAGAUUUGAAGACACCUGAUCUUGACAUGAAUGCACCUGACUUUGACAUAAAUGCCCCAUCAGGUAAAAUGAAGCUGCCAAAAUUUGGUCUUUCUGGCAAGCCAAAAGGCCCAGAUUUUAAAAUCAAUUCUCCAAAGCUCAAUCUCAAAAGCCCCAAAAUUAAGGGUGGAAUUGAUACCCCAGACAUGGAUAUGACUCUGCCUCAAGCUGAUUUCAAAAGCCCAAACCUAGAUCUCAAAUCUCCUGAUAUUGACCUUAAUGGCCCGUCAGGUAAAUUGAAUAUGGCAAAACCAAAGAUGCCAAGUUUAAAUUUGUCAGGUUUAAAAGGGCCACAUAUGAAUGCUGACGUUAAUCAUCCCGACCUUAAUCUGACUGCAUCAACACCCAAACUAAAUGCUGGGAUGAGUAGUCCAGAUAUUGACAUUCAUGGAGCUGGUCUCAAAGGUCCACAAACGGACCUUACUCUUCCAGACAUGGACAUGCCAUCUGGAAAAAUGAAGCUGCCCAAUUUAAAGUUUCCUAAAUUUGGUCUAUCAGGACCCAAAUUGAAAACACCCGAUUAUGAUUUGAAGACCCCUGACAUGGAUCUUUCCCCUCCAAAGUUUAAGGCAGACUUUGAUUCCCCAGACAUAAACCUUGGUCAUAACAUUGAUGUCACAGCUCCAAACUUGAAUGUUGACUUACCAAAAGGUAAAAUUAAAGGGCCAGAUUUGAAGACACCUGAUCUUGACAUGAAUGCACCUGACUUUGACAUAAAUGCCCCAUCAGGUAAAAUGAAGCUGCCAAAAUUUGGUCUUUCUGGCAAGCCAAAAGGCCCAGAUUUUAAAAUCAAUUCUCCAAAGCUCAAUCUCAAAAGCCCCAAAAUUAAGGGUGGAAUUGAUACCCCAGACAUGGAUAUGACUCUGCCUCAAGCUGAUUUCAAAAGCCCAAACCUAGAUCUCAAAUCUCCUGAUAUUGACCUUAAUGGCCCGUCAGGUAAAUUGAAUAUGGCAAAACCAAAGAUGCCAAGUUUAAAUAUGUCAGGUUUAAAAGGGUCACAUAUGAAUGCUGACGUUAAUCAUCCCGACCUUAAUCUGACUGCAUCAACACCCAAACUAAAUGCUGGGAUAAGUGGUCCAGAUAUUGACAUUCAUGGAGCUGGUCUCAAAGGUCCACAAACGGACCUUACUCUUCCAGACAUGGACAUGCCAUCUGGAAAAAUGAAGCUGCCCAAUUUAAAGUUUCCUAAAUUUGGUCUAUCAGGGCCCAAAUUGAAAACACCCGAUUAUGAUUUGAAGACCCCUGACAUGGAUCUUUCCCCUCCAAAGUUUAAGGCAGACUUUGAUUCCCCAGACAUAAACCUUGGUCAUAACAUUGAUGUCACAGCUCCAAACUUGAAUGUUGACUUACCAAAAGGUAAAAUUAAAGGGCCAGAUUUGAAGACACCUGAUCUUGACAUGAAUGCACCUGACUUUGACAUAAAUGCCCCAUCAGGUAAAAUGAAGCUGCCAAAAUUUGGUCUUUCUGGCAAGCCAAAAGGCCCAGACCUUAAAAUCAAUUCUCCAAAGCUCAAUCUCAAAAGCCCCAAAAUUAAGGGUGGAAUUGAUACCCCAGACAUGGAUGUGACUCUGCCUCAAACUGAUUUCAAAAGCCCAAACCUAGAUCUCAAAUCUCCUGAUAUUGACCUUAAUGGCCAAUCAGGUAAAUUUAAUAUGGCAAAACCAAAGAUGCCAAGUUUAAAUAUGUCAGGUUUAAAAGGGCCACAUAUGAAUGCUGAUGUUGAUCAUCCUGACCUUAAUCUGACUGCAUCAACACCCAAACUAAAUGCUGGGAUGAGUAGUCCAGAUAUUGACAUUCACGGACCUGGUCUCAAAGGUCCAAAAACAGACCUUACAGUUCCAGACAUGGACAUGCCAUCUGGAAAAAUGAAGCUGCCCAAUUUAAAGUUUCCUAAAUUCAGUCUAUCAGGGCCCAAACUGAAAACACCAGAUUACGAUUUGAAGACCCCUGAAAUGGAUCUUUCCACUCCAAAGUUUAAGGCAGACUUUGAUUCCCCAGACAUAAACCUUGGUCAUAACAUUGAUGUCACAGCUCCUAACAUGAAUGUUGACUUACCAAAAGGUAAAAUUAAAGGACCAGAUUUGAAGACACCUGAUCUUGACAUGAAUGCCCCUUCAGGUAAACUGAAGCUGCCAAAAUUUGGGUUUUUUGGCAAGCCAAAAGGCCCAGAUUUUAAAAUCAAUUCUCCAAAGCUGAACCUCAAAAGCCCCAAAAUUAAGGGUGGAAUUGAUACCCCAGACAUGGAUAUGACUCUGCGUCAAGCUGAUUUCAAAAGCCCAAACCUAGAUCUCAAAUCUCCUGAUAUUGACCUUAAUGGCCCAUCAGGUAAAUUGAAUAUGGCAAAACCAAAGAUGCCAAGUUUAAAUAUGUCAGGUUUAAAAGGGCCACAUAUGAAUGCUGAUGUUGAUCAUCCCGACCUUAAUCUGACUGCAUCAACACCCAAACUAAGUGCUGGGAUAAGUAGUCCAGAUAUUGACAUUCAUGGAGCUGGUCUCAAAGGUCCACAAACAGACUUUACUCUUCCAGACAUGGACAUGCCAUCUGGAAAAAUGAAGCUGCCCAAUUUAAAGUUUCCUAAAUUUGGUCUAUCAGGGCCCAAAUUGAAAACACCCGAUUAUGAUUUGAAGACCCCUGACAUGGAUCUUUCUCCUCCAAAGUUUAAGGCAGACUUUGAUUCACCAGACAUAAACCUUGGUCAUAACAUUGAUGUCACAGCUCCUAACAUGAAUGUUGACUUACCAAAAGGUAAAAUUAAAGGGCCAGAUUUGAAGACACCUGAUCUUGAUAUGAAUGCACCUGACUUUGACAUAAAUGCCCCAUCAGGUAAAAUGAAGCUGCCAAAAUUUGGGUUUUUUGGCAAGCCAAAAAGCCCAGAUCUUAAAAUCAAUUCUCCAAAGCUGAACCUUAAAAGCCCCAAAAUUAAGGGUGGAAUUGAUACCCCAGACAUGGAUCUGACUCUGCGUCAAGCUGAUUUUAAAAGCCAAAAUCUAGAUCUCAAAUCUCCUGAUAUUGACCUUAAUGGCCCGUCAGGUAAAUUGAAUAUGGCAAAACCAAAGAUGCCAAGUUUAAAUUUGUCAGGUUUAAAAGGGCCACAAAUGAAUGCUGAUGUUGAUCAUCCUGACCUUAAUCUGACUGCAUCAACACCCAAACUAAAUGCUGGGAUGAGUAGUCCAGAUAUUGACAUUCAUGGAGCUGGUCUCAAAGGUCCAAAAAUGGACUUUACAGUUCCAGACAUUGACAUGCCAUCUGGAAAAAUGAAGCUGCCCAAUUUAAAGUUUCCUAAAUUCGGUCUAUCAGGGCCCAAAUUGAAAACACCCGAUUAUGAUUUGAAGACCCCUGACAUGGAUCUUUCCCCUCCAAGGUUUAAGGCAGACUUUGAUUCACCAGACAUAAACCUAGGUCAUAACAUUGAUGUUACAUCUCCUAACUUGAAUGUUGACUUACCAAAAGGUAAAAUCAAAGGGCCAGAUUUGAAGACACCUGAUCUUGACAUGAAUGCACCUGACUUUGAUAUAAAUGCCUCAUCAGGUAAAAUGAAGCUGCCAAAAUUUGGUCUUUCUGGCAAGCCAAAAGGCCCAGAUUUUAAAAUCAAUUCUCCAAAGCUGAAUCUCAAAAGCCCCAAAAUUAAGGGUGGAAUUGAUACCCCAGACAUGGAUGUGACUCUGCCUCAAACUGAUUUCAAAAGCCCAAACCUAGAUCUCAAAUCUCCUGAUAUUGACCUUAAUGGCCCGUCAGGUAAAUUUAAUAUGGCAAAACCAAAGAUGCCAAGUUUAAAUAUGUCAGGUUUAAAAGGGCCACAUAUGAAUGCUGAUGUUGAUCAUCCCGACCUUAAUCUGACUGCAUCAACACCCAAACUAAAUGCUGGGAUGAGUAGUCCAGAUAUUGACAUUCACGGACCUGGUCUCAAAGGUCCAAAAACAGAUCUUACAGUUCCAGACAUGGACAUGCCAUCUGGAAAAAUGAAACUGCCCAAUUUAAAGUUUCCUAAACUCGGUCUAUCAGGGCCCAAACUGAAAACCCCAGAUUACGAUUUGAAGACCCCUGAAAUGGAUCUUUCAGCUCCAAAGUUUAAGGCAGACUUUGAUUCCCCAGAUCUAAACGUAGAUAAUAACCUUCAUGUCACGGCUCCUGACAUGAAUGUUGAUUUACCGAAAGGUCAAAUGAAAGCACUAGAUUUAAAGAAACCAAAUCUUGACAUGCGCAAAUCUUUUCCAAGACUGGAAAAAUUAAUAUGCCCACAUUAAAAAUGCCAAA